UGACUUCUAUUUCGCUGCGAGGAUUUGACAUAAAAGGUCGGGAACAUCAGCUCACAUAUAUUUAAUCAGUUCUUUUUAACACCAACAGAAUUUUUUUAAAAUAACUAUACAUUAUGACUGUGUUUGACGCAAAAUCGGACUUGGCAGUACAAGGACUACGCAAUACUAUUCUUAAACGAUUAUCGUCGAUGAAAGUUGAUGUAAAACCUGGCGAAGAAAUCAUCCUGAAAGAAAACCCUCGUCGAUACUGUCUAUUUCCUAUAAAAUAUCAUGAAAUCUGGGAGUUUUACAAGAAAGCGGAAGCAUCCUUUUGGACAGUGGAAGAAGUAGACUUAUCCAAGGAUCUUAUUGAUUGGAAUGAAAAGCUAAACAAGGAUGAACGGCAUUUUGUUGGACGUAUCUUGGCUUUUUUUGCAACUUCGGAUGGUAUCGUGAAUGAAAAUUUGGUUGCCAACUUUUGUAAUGAAGUAAAGAUAGGUGAAGCCAAAUGCUUUUAUGGAUUCCAAAUUAUGAUUGAGAAUAUUCAUUCGGAAAUGUAUUCACUAUUGAUCGAUACGUAUAUUCGGGAUCCAGACGAAAAGGAGUUUCUGUUUAAUGCAAUAGAAACUAUUCCAGAAAUCAAGACAAAAGCGGAUUGGGCAUUCAAGUGGAUUGCGGAUACUGAAAAACCAUUUGCUGUACGAAUCUGCGCGUUUGCAAUUAUUGAAGGCGUGUUUUUCUCGGGGUCGUUUGCUUCCAUCUUUUGGCUAAAGAAACGUGGCUUGAUGCCUGGCUUGACUCUAUCCAACGAGUUUAUCACAAGAGAUGAGGGUCUUCAUGCUGACUUUGGAUGCCUGCUAUUUCAUCAUAUGAUUAACCAGCCUCCUUAUGAAACUGUGCUCGCAAUUAUGACAGAAGCGGUUAAAAUCGAACAAUCUUUUUUUAGGGAAGCUCUACCUGUCAAGUUGAUCGGCAUGAAUGAAGAACUUAUGUGUCAAUACGUUGAGUUUGUAGCGGAUCGCUUACUAAUCUCUCUUGGGUUUUCCAAACACUACAACGUGUCUAACCCUUUUGACUUUAUGGAUUUAAUUUCUUUACAAGGCAAGACAAACUUUUUUGAAAAACGUGUGUCGGAUUAUCAACGUGCUGGUGUCAUGAACAAAAAAGAAGAUCGUAGCUUUACCUUGGAUGCUGAUUUUUAAACUGUGUCCGUAAAAACAUUCUUACCAGCUAUGUCGUCAUGCUAUAUUCCGGCUAGUGGAUAUUGUCGGUAACUGCUGGCUACAGAAAAAUAAAAUUGUCGGGUCUAAAAAAAAUUGAAUUUGACUAGAAAAAU
Molecule: messenger RNA, 1315 nt
Organism: Mucor mucedo
Lineage: Eukaryota; Fungi; Mucoromycota; Mucoromycetes; Mucorales; Mucoraceae
Product: ribonucleoside-diphosphate reductase subunit M2 B-like protein
Exons: 1
Coding region: 114-1181 (355 amino acids)
Biological process (GO): deoxyribonucleotide biosynthetic process
Molecular function (GO): oxidoreductase activity
Source: RefSeq, a predicted model, not a curated record